This is a messenger RNA of Daucus carota subsp. sativus, 812 nucleotides long. Its product is annotated as fatty acyl-CoA reductase 2, chloroplastic-like. Gene Ontology annotation, cellular component: intracellular membrane-bounded organelle. NCBI's taxonomy places the organism in Eukaryota, Viridiplantae, Streptophyta, Magnoliopsida, Apiales, Apiaceae. The transcript has 3 exons. Bases 1 to 630 code for a protein of 209 amino acids. Gene Ontology annotation, molecular function: alcohol-forming very long-chain fatty acyl-CoA reductase (NADP+) activity. The record is from RefSeq and is a predicted model, not a curated record. Gene Ontology annotation, biological process: suberin biosynthetic process; long-chain fatty-acyl-CoA metabolic process.
AUGAUGGAUCCAAUUAUGCUCUUGUAUGGAAAGGGGAAAAUCCCUGGUUUUUUGUUCAGUCCAGAAAUUGCCUUGGAUGUGGUACCAGCUGACAUUGUUGUAAAUUCAACAUUAGCGGUCAUAGCAAAACAUGGUGGCAAAGAAAGUAAGCUAGAAAACAACAAUGCCAGUGAUGAUCAUGUGUACCAUAUUACUUCAUCUGUUGCGAAUCCUUUGAAAACUCGACAUCUGCUGGACCUGGUCUAUCAGCAUUUUAACUUAAAUCCUUGCUUUGAUCGUGAGGGAAAUCCAGUCCAAAUUUCAGCUUUCAAGUUCUUUACUUCUAUAGAAGAUAUGUUGUCCUACAUGGAGAGCAUUAACAGCAAUGAUGAGAUUUCUCCCAAACAGGAACUUAUUCGAAGAAAAUCAAUAGAGCAUUUUAAGUACAUGGCUAAUGUGUACCAACCCUACUCCUUCUUCGAUGGAAGAUUUGAUAAUAACAAAGUCGAGAAAUUAUUGGAGUGCUUGUCUGAAGAAGAGCGGAAGGAGUUUGAAAUCGAUGUAAGUUCCAUAGAUUGGAAACAUUACAUUACAAGGGUCCAUUUUCAUGGUGUAAGGAAGCAUGUUAUGAAGGAGACAGCCCUCAAGUAGUUAUGUUCAGGACAAAACCUUCAAUGCAUUCACUCCAUAUUAUGAUGCCUAGGCUCCAUACUAUAAUCAUCUGUAGAUGCUCCUAUUGUCUCGAAAAUCUGGAUAGGAAUAGGGAGACCGGCAUCAUUCCUUCGUUUUGAUUAUUAAUCCUAAUAACUUCGUAUUUUCUUGAGAGAAUGAUU